Saprolegnia parasitica CBS 223.65 is the source of this 378-nucleotide messenger RNA. RefSeq lists its product as hypothetical. Gene Ontology annotation, molecular function: 3'-5'-RNA exonuclease activity; nucleic acid binding. The record is from RefSeq and is a predicted model, not a curated record. Lineage: Eukaryota; Oomycota; Saprolegniomycetes; Saprolegniales; Saprolegniaceae. The annotation marks the transcript as partial. The transcript has a single exon. Gene Ontology annotation, biological process: exonucleolytic trimming to generate mature 3'-end of 5.8S rRNA from tricistronic rRNA transcript (SSU-rRNA, 5.8S rRNA, LSU-rRNA).
AUGGGCACCAACCCCAAGCUCGAGCCGAACGCGUGGCUGGUCGUGCUCGACCUCGAGGCGGCCUGCGGCCUCGACGUGCCAUGGUACGAGAAGGAGAUCAUCGAGGUCCGCGCCAUCGUCGUCUCGGUCGUGCAGCAGACGGCAAUCGCCGAGUUUCACGCGUACGUCCGGCCGGCCACGUAUACGGCGCCGCUGGACCCGCUCUGCCUCUCGCUGACUGGCGUGACGCAGGCACAGGUCGAUGCUGCGCUGCCGUUUCGCCGCGUGUGGAAGGACCUCGUGGCGUUCUGCGCGCCGUACGAGCGCCAUGGGCUCGUCGUCUCGGUCGACGACUGGGACGUGACGACGAUGCUGCCGGCGCAGUGCGCCCGCGACGAG